AUUCUGUAGUUAUCGCGGCUCAAACUUUCACAAACAACGAAGCAAAGAUGCCGCCGGCUGCCCUUGAGUGGGAUAAAGUGACGACAAUUGAGCCGGCGACCCUCCAUCAAUGUGGGAAAGGCCAAGUGGACGAGGUCUUCGACAUGUUCAUUAUGACAGAAGAUUGGGAAGUCAAGAAUAAAACUCCACAGGACAUUGUUCAUGUCUUCAGGGUGUUACAGGCCAUGCUCAAGAUAAAGGAUCGGGAACUUGCUGUUUCCAUCAAAUUCUUUGAAGAUGCUGUGGAAGAAAAUGCAAAAGCUGAAAAUGAACUCCUUGCUAAGGUGUCGAAGCUGGAGCAAGAACGGAAGAACCUCGGCAAUGGACCAGACAGCCGCUUUCUGAGAGACGAGAUCCGGCAGCUUGAGAUCCAACUGGAGCAAAAGGAUAAGGACCUGACCCAGUUAAAGAAAGAAAUGGUCAAGGAAAAGAAAACCAAUGAGGAGUUGGUUGUGCGAGCAGAGACAGCUGAGGAUGAUGUGAAAAAGCUAAAAAGAGAGAAUGAGCAGCUCCAGCAGGACGUGCUCUUCUAUCGUGAAGAGUUGGAACAGAAAGAGUCGGUUCCGUCCAGAGAAGAGAACGCUGAAAUGCAGAGAAAAAUCAACUUAUUGAAACGCCAUAUCUGCCAGAAUGAGGAAGACCUUCAGCGGAUCGGGGAAGAAAACACACACCUGAUAACACAGAAUGAGCAGCUGCAGAAAAGCCUAGAGGAAUCCGUGAAGGAGAUGGAGGCCAUGACCGACGAGUACAACAAGAUGAAGAUUGUUGUACAGCAGACGGAUGCCAUUAUGGACCAGCUCAGGAAAGAGAGGGAUCAUUUAAAGCUGCAGGUCAGAGAAUUAACGGAUAACAUUCAUGGCAUGACUGGACAGGAUGACCCAAUUAUGGCAGCAGUUCAGGCCAAAGUGGAAGAGUGGAAGCAAGUGCUGUCUGGGAAGGAUGAGGAAAUUGUACUGUACCAACAGAUGAUUCGCGAUCUGAGGGAUAAGCUGCGUUCAGCCCAACUGGAUGUGGAGAAGAGCAACGUUAUUGCCUUGCAGCAGGCCAUAUAUGAUCUCUGUGCUGCUGUUCAAGAGCGGGAUAUCCAAAUCAAGACUCUGAGUGAGCAGGUGGAGCAGUAUACAGCAGACAUGGAGCAGCACACUGUUUUCAUUGAGACGUUAAAGACAUCCGUGAAGAAAGACAGAGGUCUGCCAUCAUCCACACAGCAGAGAAAGAUGGAAGAGCUAAAGUCUAAGCUGGAAGCUGCAGAGAGCAGAGCAGUGCAAGCAGAGCAGGUGGUAAAGCUUGCUGAGGCUCAUGCCGAGGAAAAGGACAAGGCACUCAUUGAGACUUCUGUGCGCUUGAGACAGUAUGAAUCUGGCACUUAUGGGCUGGAAGCUGCCAUUGCGGAGAUUAAAGAGUGUAAAAAUCAAAUCAAAGAGAGAGAUUGUGAUAUAGAGGCCAUGACAAAAGAGAUCAACCAGCUUGGGUUGAGGAUCAAUGACCUCUUGGACGAAAACGAGGAUCUCCGAGAAAAACUAGGUCUGGACCCAAAGCAGGAAAUGGAUCUGACAGAAUUCAGACGAGCCAAAUGUCUCAGGCAGCGCCAAUACAAAGCAGAAAAUCAAGUCCUUACAAAAGAGAUUGAACGGCUUGAAGAGGAAAGACUGGACCUAAAGAAGCAAAUUAGACAUAUGGCCAAGGAAAGAGUAAACUCAAGGACAAGCGUUGUCCUGGAGGAAAACAUUGGCUCCGACAGAACUGUGCCACUGAGAAGCACUCACACAGAUGAAGAGAUCAAACACAAGAACGAACACCUGGAAAAAAAACUGACUGAAAAGGAGAUUGAGUUGAGACUUCUGAAGACCCAGUUUCAAGCCAAAGCGGAAGAAUUGUCAAAAGUGAAACAAGAUCAGGAGACUGUCCUGAAAGACUCUCUCCAAGCCAUGAGGAUUAAUCAAGAGGCCACUGCAUCUGAUGGUGCCAUCAUUACAUUGGCUAAUGCAGUAGAUGUCAGCGAUAGGAGUGCGAAGUCUGAAUCAGCUCUGCACCUCAAGUCCCACGUACAUCAGCUGGUGGGGAGAAACCAAGAACUGAGACAGGAACUGAAACUGGCACGUGAGGAAGCAGCAAGCAGCUUCAGCCAACUUGGCAGAGCCAAAGAAAAGGUGAGCCAAGUGGAAGGGGAAUUGGAGCUGCUUAGGAAGUCAGGCAGCACUGGCGUUGUCCUCAGACCUCUGACCCUUCCUGAGGAGCUGGGGCCCAGCAGCACUGAGGUCAUUAGUUCCCUGAAUGAGUACGCCGUUCGACUUCUUCAGGAACAGAAAAACAAGGAGGAACAAAGCAAGACGCUUACUGGAAUGUUGGAGCAAUACAAAGAGAAGUUUUCGGUUAUCAGCCACCAACAGGGACUCCUUUACAAAGAAUACCUAAGUGAGAAGGCUGAGUGGCAGAAGGAGAAAGAGACGUUAAAAGAGGCGAAAGACAAGCUGGAAGAACAAAAGCAAGUGGAUGCUGUUAAAGUUCAAGAGUUUAAUGAGCUGCUUGACACGCUUGGAAAGGGCCCAGAGGAAGUCAGGAGACAGUUGAGUGAAGCAUUGCGCAAGCUGACAAUGCUAAAGGUCAACGAGAAGAAACUGAUGCGCCGCUACACCACCCUGCUGGAGCAGGAGCAGCACCUCCGCAAGGAAAACAACAGACUGAGAGAGGAGAGUAUCCACAUGCAGACUUCUGUCACCCAGAGGAUUGGUUACCUGCAGAGAUAUAAGGAAAUGUCUGCAUAUAAAGUCGCAGCUCUGCAAAAGGCCUUGGACGACAGUGUGCCCUCUUUAGAGCUAGAAAAGGCUAACAGACAAUACACAGAGCUCACAGUCAAAUACAGAGAUGUGCUGCAGAGGGACAGUUGCCUCAUACGGAGAACCACCAACCUCGAGCAUUUGGAGAGUGAGAAUGAGUCUCUGCGGGCGCAAAUCUCUGCUGUGAAUAAAGAGCUGGAGAUCACGAAGGAGAAACUGUAUACUUUAGAGCACGCGUGGGAGAGCAUCAGUUCAACUGGAGGUGAAAGUGGUAUGGAUAAAGCAGGGAAGGCACUGGCCAACAACGAAAUGGUAUCAGCUGCCAGAAGAAUCACCACUCUGGAGAUGAAGGAGCUGAAUGAAAGGCAGAGAGCUGAGCAUGCCCACAAAAUGUAUGAACACACGAGGAGCUCCCUCCGGCAUGUGGAGGAGCGCAACUUAGAGCUGGAAUCCAAGAUUGCAGAGUUGACCAGAAUGAAUGUGGAGGCCCAGAUGAUGGAACGGGAGCUGAGAGAUGAGCUGGCGAACAGCGUCAGUAAAGCUGUCAGUGAUGCUGAUAGAGCAGCGAUUAGAGGGCUGGAGAAAGCCGAGGUCGAGCUUCGCAUCGAAGUCUCCAAGUUUCAAGAGAUGUCUGAUGUGGCUGUGAUGCAGGUGACUGCUCUACGGGCACGACUCAGUUCUAGUGAGAAGGAAGUAGAAGCUUUGAGGAGACAAAUAAUGGACUUCCAGUCGCUGUCCGAUGAGAAAGCCUUCAUUACGCAGCUCCAACAACACAUUGUGGCUCUGCAGAUCAGUGAAUCUGCGGCGAUGGCCAAACUAGAGGCCGCCACCUCUCACGUUCUACAACUCGAGGCCUACAAGCUGCGCGCCGAACAGCGGCUGGACGCCAGCGAGCGCACCCUGUUCCUUGUCCACCAGGAGUGCAGAAAUCGCUCCAAGCACCUACGACAGACCAUUCAAUCACUGCGCAGGCAGUUUGCCGGAGCCCUGCCGCUUCGCCAACUGGAAAAAUUCUCCGUGACCAUGGUGAGCCUCCAGGAAGACAGAGCAAAAGCCCAGGAGGAGAAGAAGAACGCAGAGAAGGAGAGGAGGAGCGCUGAGGGCAAGGCUGAGGAGCUGGAACUGAGGCUUUGUGGGCUGCAGGAACUCAUCUGUACACUGAAGGAUGUGAAAGGAGCCCAGAAGGUCACCGAGUGGCACAAGAAGAUGGAAGACUGUCGUCUGCAGGAGCUGCGCAAAGGUAGGGAACUGGUGGUCCAGAAGGAGGAGAUCAGGUAUCUGAAGAACCUUGUGGAGGAACAGGAGCGAACCAUACGCUCGCUGGAAGAGGACAUUGUGCAGCACAACAUGCUACAAGAAGAACGGCAACUUGCGUGGGAUCAGCGUGAGGUGGAGCUGGAGCGCCAACUGGACCAGCACGAGAAGCACCAGAGUGUGGAAAAGCUUGAUGAGGGUACAGACUCGGGCAAAAUCAGAGAGCAAAGCUACACCAUCUCGGACACACAGGCCACCUGUAAACGUUUGUCUGAGAGGCUGAAAGAGAAAGAAGCAGCUCUGUCGAAGGCAGAGCAAAACAUCGAGUCCAGGGAUAAAGUUAUCAACGAGCUGCGCCUUCGGCUCCCGACCACUGCCACACGGGAACACGUGCUAGCCGACCUCGCCAAGCAUGAAGUGGGCCAGUCCGACAGUCAGCGCGCCCUCAAGCUGGCUCACCAGACCAUCAAAGACCUCCAGCGUCAACUCGACAAAAAAGAAGACGUAAUAAAGAAGUUCCACAAACAAGUCGAACAGGAUCAAAAUGAGAUGAGAGAGAGACACCGCGAGGAGCUCAGAAUGCUGGAGCAGAAGCUGACCUUGCACUCGGAGACCUCCCUGGACCGCAUCAGACAGACGGCAAGGGAGUUGGUACGGAAACCCACUCUCAGAGCGCCGACCUCCGAGCACCUCGAGAGCCUGGCUGAGUUGGAGCAAACGGUGGCUGAGCAGGACCUCUCGCUCUCCUCUUUAACCGAGAGGCUGAAGCUGACCACCGCAGAGCUGGAGCAACACAAGCUCACCAUGGAAACGCAGACUAAGAAACAUGCUGGCGACAUGUCAAAGAUGGAGGAGCACUACGCUGCCCAGCUGAAGGCCCUGGCCGAUGAGAAUGAGGAUCAGAGGAGCCAGAUGGCCCAGAUGGAGAAGGAGAUGAACUACCUUCGCACUGAGCUGGAGGCCCAGAAGGAGGCCAACGUCCGCUCCCCCAGCAACACCAUGAAAAACCUGGUGGAACGACUGAAAGCGCAGCUCGCUCAGAAAGAAAAACAGCUCAAGGGUCUCAGUAAGGCACUGUUGGAGCUGCGGGCAGAGAUGACGUCCGCUGCAGAGCAGCAAGUCCUUGCUGCCGCAGUGCAAAAAGAAGAGGGCCUCAAUGUACAGAAGUUGAUUGACAAACACACCAAAGACUUGAAGGUGCGAGUGCAGGAACUCGGCGAGGAACUUCAAGCUGCGAAAGAGUCUGCAAAGGUGGCCAGAGGUCAGGAGAACACGCUGAAAAAGGAAGUGGACAGCUUGAGCCAGGAGCUCCAGAGGAGUCAAAAAGCCCAGAGACGUGCGCAGGCCGAGAAGGAGGAGAUGGAGCAGGAAGUUCACGAUCUCAAGCAACAAAACAAGAGGCUGAGCAGCACUCUUCAGAAUCCACAAGAACCACAUGGCAAGGGGCUGACCGUUGAGAGUCUGCAGAAGAAGAUUAGGAGGCUCGAGUCGGAGUUGGAGAAUAAAGCGGACAUGAAAAAUGACAGAGAUGAGCGCGGAAAGGCCAAAGAAGAAGUUGUGCGGUGGGAGGAGGGGAAGAAAUGGCAGGGGAAGGUGGAGAAAGUUAAGCAUUCACUGACGGAGAAGGAACGCGAGACCGAGUCACUGUCGAAGCAGCUUAACAUGCUUAAAGAACUCUAUAGCAGGCUGGAGCAAGAGAAGGUUGCACUCCAGAAAAAGCUAAAGGCUCGAGGUGUAACAGCUGACCAGGUGGUGGGGGUGCGAUCCACUGAAAUGGAGAAGGAAAUGGAGGAGCUGAAGAAGAAGAACUCAGACCUGGAGACAGAGAUUCUCACUAUUAAACAACACCAGGCUUUACCUCACCAUGAUGCCAUGGAGAAUCUGAUGCAAAGGAACCGCUACCUUGAGGAGAGAGUCCACACUCUGGAGAGUCAUAUAUCCAAAGAAUCUCUGUCCAGACCCUCUGUAAAAAGCUCCCCCUCCCAGGCUUUGAGAGGGAUUUCUUCUGUCACUUUUGAUGUUGGGGAUGGGUCAUGCGAUUGGAAUGUCGCACCCCAUCCUGCAGAAUUGUCCAAUUGCCCUGCCAGCCCAAAAUGUGCUGAAGGCCCCAUUGGCCAUCAGAGGGCGCCAGAACAGAGCCAGACGGAUGGAGAAUCUCAAACCAGCUUGAAUGGAGAAGAGGAAAGGAACCCUGACGGGGCAGAAAACACAGCAGCUGACAAAACACAUGCAACGGUAGACGAAGGCGCUGAUGUAAAAGUAGAUGAUGACGCUGAUCGCUUUGAAGAUGAUGUUCAAGACAGCCCAUAUGCCUCUGACGUGGCUCAAGAAAGGGAAGACGGCACCUUGCACUGUCAGCCACAAACCACGGAAGAUAAAGAGGCUGAUGCUGACGAUCUGUCGGGGGGACCAGGUUCAGAUCCGUCAUCCUCUAAAUCCGAGGCAGCAGCAACAGGCCAUGAAACAAGUGAAUCUCCGAAUAAAGAGGGUGCUGCUGAACUCCUCUGUCGAGACGCAGAUGAUGGUGUGAGAGUCGGCGCAGAAAAGUCAGAAGAGGAUAGUGAGCAGGUUGACCUGGAAGACGAAGCAUUAUUGACUACAAAGGAGGCAACGGAGGCAGAUAAUCCAGAACAGUCCUGCUCAGCAGAAGCAGAUGUGGACUCCAGGAGCACUCCGAGCAAACAGCUGGGGUUUGUUAGAAGAAAAAGGGACGAGUCCAUACGCAAACAUGAAAGCAGAUGUCCUAGAUAUCUGAAGACUUCAGGACGAGGCACCGGCACUCCCUCGCAGCGGGAUCACGACCUCCAAAAAGAGAACCUCAAGCUCGCCUCUGAGAACCUGGAGCUGCGCUUUAAGCUGGAGCAAAGCAACGUGGACUUACCAAGACUCAAGAAUCAAGUUGCAGACCUGAAGGAGAUAUGCACUGCUCUGAAAAAGGAAAAUGCUGAGGUGAAGAAAAAGCUGGCUCAUGUGCAUGGAGCUGGCCAGAGUGGUAAAACUGUACCUGAACUGGAGAAAACCAUUGGGCUGAUGAAGAAGGUGGUGGAGAGGGUACAGAGAGAAAAUGAGACCCUGAAGAGGUCGAGCACGUCCGCAAAUAAAGACCGAGCCGCUGCCUUGAAGCAAGAAAAUGAGAAACUAAAGGCCGACUAUGAGAAGCUAAAGAGUCAAAGUGAGGCUGAGCUGAAUUCCAAACUGGAAUCCAAAACCAAAGGACUGGAGAAAAUCGUGAUGGAAAACGAACACCUGCGCAAGCGCAUCAAAAGGGAAGCGGAGAAUGCCGAGAGGCUGAGAGCCACCAAAAUGAAUCUGGAGGUGAGUAACGAGAAGCUCGAGGCAAAGCUGGAAGAAACCGACAAACGGCUUCUCGCAGCUCUGUCCUCGCCGCUCACAGAGGGAGCAGACAAGAACUGGAAGGCGUCUGUCGUAACAAGAAUGUAUGAAAACAAAAUGAAGGAACUGGAGACGGCGCUCUCACACAAGACCUCGAGCCUCGCCGAGCUCAAACAACAGCUGAAGGAGGCGAAGGAGCGGGAGGAAGGAGCUCAGACAAGCAUGUGGAGGCUUGAAGAUCAGGUCGACAAGUUAAAAAGCAGAUCUACUGCCUCAGAGAGUGAAACGAGACUCGCCAAAGAGUUCCAGGCAAUGAGGUUGCUGAACACCGAGCUGCAGAAGGAGAACGCGGCUCUGAAGCAAAGACUGGACAAGUACAGUGAGCGCUACGGAGAGGCGUCUUCCAAACUCGACGAUGGAACGCUGGCAAACCUCCUGCAGGCGGCGGAGAGCGAGAAAGCCAAACUCCAAACCGAGGUGAGCAGGCUGACGAAAGCGCUGGAGAGCUUUGACCCGUCGUUUUUUGAGGAGCUUGAGGACUUGAAGUACAACUACAACGUGGAGGUGAAGAAGAACAUUCUGCUGGAGCGAGAGCUGAGGAAAGUGUGCGGUCAGUUUGGUGUCGAGGUUCAAAUGCCCCAUGUGUCCAUCAGUUAACUCGGGGGUCACCGUGACUGGUCACACUACACCCAUAUCAUACAUUUUUAGGCUUUAAAUAUCCACUAGGUCCUUAGCGACUGAGGUCAUCUUCUGCCGUGAUGUUGUUUUAUACGAGACACUCACGAAAUAGUGACGAGUGACUUGUAAAGCAGUUAUUUUCGGUGUAACUGAAUCAUUAGAAUCAGUCUGACACAGUCACUGAACUGAAAUACAGUGGGAGCGGAACGGGGUCGUGAUUUCGGUGGUGCGGACGCUACAUAAACCAGACUCCUCUGUUAAAUAUUGAGAUUUGAAACAUUUCCUUGCUAAAUGUUGGAGAUGAACACGUUUUCAGGAUUUUCAAAUCUACAGUUUGGCAUUGUUCGGUUUGAUGUUGGUGUAGAGUCUAGCCGUGCCGAGCCAAGUCGUGCUGGAACUGUGUCGUGGAAAAGUGCCAAAAGAGGCUCCAAAAACCUUUUUUCAGGUGAUUAAAACAUAGAAUUGCAAAAUAUAAAUGAUCAUAAAAUACAUAUAUGACUUUAAAUAUUUCAAUUUCUGUUGAUACAUUCCACCUAAAUCUAAAUUAUCAGUUAAACCAUAAAAUUCAUAAAAUUAAUUUCAUGUAAGUAGAUUUGAUAUUUAUUGGCAAAUGUCUUUGUUAGAAGAUUGUAAAGUAUAGUAAGGUUUCUUUAGCCUCUUUCUGAAGUUUGUAUAAAUGUAAGAUAUUUCCCUAGUGAUUUAAAGAAUUGUAGCAUAUAAAUAAGAGGUUUAUAUUUGUUAAAAUACAUUGUCCUUCUAUGUGAAUGUCAAUAAAGCAGUGUUGAUACGAUCACGUUCA
Solea solea (common sole) is the source of this 8880-nucleotide messenger RNA. RefSeq names its product centrosomal protein 290 (gene cep290). Bases 48 to 8060 code for a protein of 2670 amino acids. The record is from RefSeq and is a predicted model, not a curated record. Gene Ontology annotation, biological process: kidney development; camera-type eye development. NCBI's taxonomy places the organism in Eukaryota, Metazoa, Chordata, Actinopteri, Pleuronectiformes, Soleidae. The transcript is spliced from 53 exons.